This is a messenger RNA of Raphanus sativus (radish), 2201 nucleotides long. RefSeq names its product putative cysteine-rich receptor-like protein kinase 39. The transcript is spliced from 7 exons. Lineage: Eukaryota; Viridiplantae; Streptophyta; Magnoliopsida; Brassicales; Brassicaceae. Gene Ontology annotation, biological process: protein phosphorylation. The record is from RefSeq and is a predicted model, not a curated record. Bases 65 to 2032 code for a protein of 655 amino acids. Gene Ontology annotation, molecular function: protein kinase activity; ATP binding.
UAUAAAUAUAGCCUAUUUCUUGGCAAUGACAAUAAGAAAUUAAAGAAGAAAAACUACAACCAGAAUGAGAAAAUUGUGUGCUAUUAUUCUCUUCUCUUGCUUUCUUCUCCUUCUAACUUUUAUAGACGUUGAAGCAGAUUGUGAAGGCAGCUUUUUCGCCGAUAACAGCACUUACAGCAAAAACCUUAACUCUCUUUUCUUUUCUCUUGCAAGUAACGUCAUCUCUAAUGACGGCUUCUACAACACUUCAACCGGAGAAGGCAUCAACAAAGUUUACGGUCUUGCCCUUUGUGGGAGAGGCUACGAAAAGCAAGCUUGUGUGAACUGCGUGGAGAGAGGGAUUCAAGAUUUACAAGAGAUAUGUCCAAAUCGAAUUAAAUCCUUUAAGUGGACCACAAGAGGCGGGGACAAUGCUUCUUGCCUUGUAAGGUAUGCUAAUCACUCUGUUUCCAAGAAACUCGAGCUUUCCCCACCUGAUUUGUCAAAAAGUCGUAUAGACAUAGAGGAAACUAAAAACCUUAAGCUUUUUCGACGAGAAUGGGAAGCUCUGGUUAACCUAACGGUGCUGUCUGCUACUUCACCUCCUGAAAAUGCCUCAGUUGUGCUCAAGUUUUAUAGCGUCAUAAGAGCAGAGUUCACAGAGUUUGCAGAUGUUUACAUGAUGAUGCAAUGCACUCCUGACAUUUUAUCUAGUGAGUGCAACCAAUGUCUUCGCCAGUGUGUCUUGAACUUUCUAAACAUUUACUGGGGAAGCCAGGGAGGUCGGUGUCAGCUUCCUAGCUGCUUUUUCCGGUGGGAUCUUUUUUCUAUUCCUGGAUCUUCAGAGAAUAUGACAAAAGUGUCUAUGAUUAGUCGUGCUUCGACUCUUCCUCAAGGAGAUACUGAGUUAAAACUUGGAUAUGACAAGAAAGGAAAAAGGAUUCGGAAUGGAACUAUCGUGAUUAUUGUUGUUCCUACGGUUAUUAACCUCUUCGUGUUUGUUGGUCUUUUCAUCAUCUUCGAUCAGAGGAGAAAGGCCUAUAAUAAAAACAUCAACGGUGAAUGCCCUGAUUCUGAUGGACAAUCUAAGUUACGGUUUGGUCUUGCCAUGAUACUCUCUGCGACCGAUGACUUUUCGCCUGAAAAUAUGGUUGGUCAAGGUGGAUCUGGAACUGUCUACAAGGGGAUUUUACCUAACGGGCAAGAGAUAGCAGUGAAGAGAUUAAUAAAAGGUUCAGGGCAAGGAGAUAUGGAGUUCAAGAAUGAGGUCUCGUUCUUGGCUAGACUCCAGCAUAAGAAUUUGGUUAAGCUUCUUGGGUUCUGUCAUGAAGGAGACGAAGAGAUUCUUGUCUACGAGCUUUUGCCGAAUUCUAGUCUUGAUCAUUUUAUCUUUGAUGAAGAGAGGCGUUUGCUUCUUACAUGGGAGGUGAGGUUCAAAAUUAUAGAAGGUGUUGCUCGAGGUCUUCUUUAUCUCCAUGAAGAUUCGCAGCUGAAGGUUAUUCACCGAGAUUUGAAGGCAAGCAACAUCCUUUUAGGUGCCGAGAUGAACCCUAAAGUUGCAGACUUUGGGACAGCUAGAUUGUUCAAUACAGACGAGACUCGAGCUGAAACAAGACGGAUAGCUGGAACCUGUGGAUAUAUGGCUCCAGAAUACGUGAAUCAUGGGCAAAUCUCAGCUAAAUCUGACGUUUUCAGCUAUGGUGUUAUGCUUCUAGAGAUGAUUAGUGGUCAAAGAAACAAUAGCUUCGAAGAAGGACUUGCAGCUUUUGCAUGGAAGAGUUGGGUUAAAGGAAAGCCUGAGACUGUAAUUGAUCCUUUACUGAUGGAGAAUCCAAGAAACGAAAUCAUAAAGUUGAUCCAGAUUGGUUUAUUGUGCGUUCAGGAGAAUGCAGCAAAGAGACCCACCAUGAGCUCUGUAAUAGUUUGGCUUGGUAGUGAAACUAUCACUAUUCCUUUUCCUAUGUCUCCUGCUUUCACUAGGGAACAAUCCCAAUCUGAAAAUAGUAAAAUCUCAAUGAGCAAAGACAUCUUCACGGAGUUGAACUAUCGUUGAGUUAUAAAUAAGUUGAUGAUCAAUAUGUGUCUUAAACUGUAUUACUACUAGGGAAAAUUGUUGUUUAAGCCAAAAAAAGAUAAUUAUGUCCUAUUUUGUACUAUUUUUGUCUUUAAUACUUUUUUGUAUUUUUUCCAGUUCUAAAAAUAUUUAAAUCAUAAGUUUAUAU